This is a messenger RNA of Myripristis murdjan (pinecone soldierfish), 532 nucleotides long. RefSeq names its product ATP synthase membrane subunit f (gene atp5mf). Gene Ontology annotation, biological process: proton motive force-driven mitochondrial ATP synthesis. The transcript has 4 exons. Gene Ontology annotation, cellular component: proton-transporting ATP synthase complex. The record is from RefSeq and is a predicted model, not a curated record. The coding region runs from base 107 to 376 and encodes 89 amino acids. Gene Ontology annotation, molecular function: proton-transporting ATP synthase activity, rotational mechanism. NCBI's taxonomy places the organism in Eukaryota, Metazoa, Chordata, Actinopteri, Holocentriformes, Holocentridae.
UGCUGACCCCCAGCGGGCAAAGAAAGAACUACAACUCCUCCCAUAAUGCACUCCGCUCCCUUUUAUUCCCAUCGUUCCCUGCACCGAGCACCCUGCACGGAUCAAGAUGGCGGACAAAGCAGUUCCCGUGGCUGAGAAGCGGCUGAUGGAUGUGAAGCUGAACCAGCUGGGAUCUUGGCUCGGAAGUCGAGACUUCACCCCCAACGGCAUCAUCUCAGCCGUCCGCAGGGGCCAUGACAGAUACUACAACAAAUACAUCAACGUGAAGAAGGGAGGCAUCGGUGGUGUAGCUAUGCUGCUGGCUGGUUACGUGGUCCUCAGCUACGUCUGGGAAUACGAUCACAUCAAGCAUGACCGCUGGAGGAAGUACCAUUAAGCCACUCCCCCUCAAGUAACCAUCAGACCCUCAGAGGUUGAACUUUGACCUUUUUGCCCCCACCUCGAGCAGCAGCGAGGGAAAUCUUUGUGCUUUCAGCUAUCUGUCCUGUCAAAUAACUGUUGUGACCAAUAAAAAUAAAGAUUUAUUAUUGGA